GGCAAGAAGUAAUAGUUUAUUACAAAGAUGAUUUUUUAGUAUGCUCUGAUAAGUUGUUGAUGGAACAAGAUUGUCUUAUUAUGUUGACGUUUUUUCAGAAUUUGGUUCGAUGGCUGUUCUCCACUAACCACAAGGAUAUAGGGACUCUCCAUUCAAUCUUCGGUGCCGUUGCUGGAGUGAUGGGCACAUGCUUUUCAGUAUCAAUUCGUAUGGAAUUAGCACAACCCGGCGAUCAAAUUCUUGGUGGGAAUCAUCAACUCUAUAAUGUAUUAAUAACGGCUCACGCUUUUCCCAUGACCUCUUUUAUGGUGAUGCCGGCGGUGAUAGGUGGAUUUGGGAAUUGGUUCGUUCCGAUUCCUAUAGGCGCACCCGACAUGGCAUUUCCACGAUUGAAUAACAUUCCCUCCCGGUCGUCGCCGCCUUCGCCGUCGCUCCCAUUAAGCUCAGCCUUGGUAGAAGUGGGUAGCGGCACUGGGUGGACGGUCUAUCCGCCCCUAAGUGGUAUUACCAGUCAUUCUGGAGGAGCCGUUGAUCUCGCGAUUUCUAGUCCUCAUCUAUCAGGUGUUUCCUCCAUUUUAGGUGCUAUCAAUUUUAUAACUACUAUCUCUAACAUGCGCGGGCCUGGAAUGACUAUGCAUAGAUCACCUCUCUUUGUGUGGUCCGUUCCAGUGACCGCAUUCCCACCUUUACCAUCACUCCCGGUACUAGCAGGGGCAAUUACCAUGUCAUUAACCGAUCGAAGCUUUAAUACAACCCUUUUCGAUCCUGCUGGAGGGGGAGACCCGAUCUUAUACCAGCAUCCCUUUUGGUUCUUCGGCCAUCCAGAGGUGUAUAUUUUGAUUCUGCCUGGAUUCGGUAUCAUCAGUCAUAUCGUAUCGACUUUUCCGGGAAAACCGGUCUUCGGGUAUCUGGGCAUGGUUUAUGCCAUGAUAAGUAUUGGUGUUCCUGGAUUCCUUGUUUGGGCUCAUCAUACGUUUACUGUGGGCCCAGACGUUGAUACGCGUGCUCACUCUACCGCAGCUACCAUGAUCACAGCUGUCCCCACUGGAAUCAAAAUCUUUAGUUGGAUCGCUACCAUGUGGGGAGGUUCGAUACGAUACAAAACACCUAUGCCAUCUGCUGUAGGGUCCAUCCUUCUGUCCACCAUAGGAGGACUUACUGGAAUAGUCCUGGCGAAUUCCGGGCUAGACAUUGCUCUGCAUGAUACUCAUUACGUGGUUGCACAUUCCCAUUAUGUACUUCCCAUGGGAGCCGUUUUCGCUUUAUUCGCAGGAUUUUACUUCCGGGUGGGUAAGAUCUCUGGUCGAACAUACCCCGAAACUUUAGGUCAAAUUCAUUUUCGGAUCACUUUCGUCGGGGUGAAUUUGACCUCCUUUCCCAUGCAUUUCUUGGGGCUUUCGGGUAUGCCACGUCGCAUUCCAGAUUAUCCAGAUGCUUACGCCGGAUGGAAUGCCCUUAGCAGCUUCGGCUCUCAUGUAUCCGUAGUUGGGAUUCGUCGUUUCUUCGUGGUCGUAACAAUAGCUUCGAGCGGUGAAAAGAACACGAGUGCUCCAAGCCCCUGGGCGAUCGAGCCAACCACACUGGAAUGGAUGGUACAAAGCCCUCCAGCUUUUCAUACUUUUGAAGAACUUCCAGCCGUCAAAGAGAUCAGCUCUCUCCCCCUAUAAAUAUUCUCUGGGUCCCCCUACAAUAGCCCCCGGACCAGCUCUUCAUCUCUAAGCGGCACAAGGAUUUGUCUCUAAGCGGGGGCUCUUCAUCUCUAGUGAUCUAUUCCACUCGAGAGAAAGGGUGGGAGGGAGCUCGAUAGUGGAGGUAGGGUCCAGUGUUGUGCUAAAGAGAAAGGGAAGAGUGGGCGGGAGAUAA
This is a messenger RNA of Cryptomeria japonica (Japanese cedar), 1863 nucleotides long. RefSeq names its product cytochrome c oxidase subunit 1. The coding region runs from base 60 to 1667 and encodes 535 amino acids. NCBI's taxonomy places the organism in Eukaryota, Viridiplantae, Streptophyta, Pinopsida, Cupressales, Cupressaceae. Gene Ontology annotation, biological process: electron transport coupled proton transport; mitochondrial electron transport, cytochrome c to oxygen. Gene Ontology annotation, cellular component: membrane. The transcript has a single exon. The record is from RefSeq and is a predicted model, not a curated record. Gene Ontology annotation, molecular function: heme binding; cytochrome-c oxidase activity.